AUGUCAACUCCUGCCAGAAGACGUCUAAUGAGAGAUUUUAAGCGUUUACAAGAAGACCCACCCACAGGUGUCUCUGGAGCACCCACCGAUAAUAACAUCAUGAUCUGGAAUGCUGUGAUAUUUGGGCCUCAUGAUACUCCCUUUGAAGAUGGAACAUUUAAACUUACUAUAGAAUUUACAGAGGAAUAUCCAAACAAACCUCCUACAGUGAGGUUUGUCUCCAAAAUGUUUCAUCCAAAUGUUUAUGCAGAUGGUGGGAUUUGUUUAGACAUUUUGCAAAAUAGAUGGAGUCCCACUUACGAUGUUUCAGCCAUCUUAACCUCAAUACAGUCACUGCUGAGUGACCCUAAUCCAAACUCACCAGCAAACUCAAUGGCUGCCCAGUUGUACAAGGAAAAUCGCCGUGAAUAUGAGAAGCGGGUAAAAGCCUGUGUAGAACAAUCAUUUAUUGAU
Molecule: messenger RNA, 453 nt
Organism: Iphiclides podalirius (scarce swallowtail)
Lineage: Eukaryota; Metazoa; Arthropoda; Insecta; Lepidoptera; Papilionidae
Source: the annotation of a GenBank genome assembly